UGUGAACAUACCAUUUGGGUCUGCGGUUUUUCUUUCUCGCCUCAUCCUGGAGAUGAACAACAAGCUCGCAACGUUGUUUGAAAAUGGUCUGCAUAGUGAGGCAGCUACCAUGGUGGCGUCCAUGUUGUUCUCCGACUCGUUGUGCCACAAAGACGAACAGGAACGCUCCGAAGCCGGAAAUGAGGAUGAUAGAAUGCAACUUGGAAGUACUUCCGCACGAAACUCCGAGCGAAAUCUCCGACCCAACAGAGUGUUCAGAGCACUUUCCUCCGAGCUUAAGGUCCGAACCUCACGGAAAAUCCGACCGUUUUGAAGGCGGCUGAAUAACAUACUACACAAUGUACGAAAUUGAUGAGAUAAGGCGUUAAGGUAAAGGCCUUAUGUGGCCAAAGGUAGGGUACAGUUCCAAGAGUCCAACUGGCAAACGCAAAAGAUAAUCCAGCCAAUAUAUCCUGGGCAAGCGUCCUUCCUGACACGCAGUUCGAAGUGGUACUUUUAGUUGUACUCGCUUUGUUUCAUAUCUAUUUCCCCUCAGACAUGCUUUGAGUGUGAAUAUGGCAUUUUGGCUGAAUGAUCUUUCAGUGUCUGUAGUCGCAACCAGUGGUUUCCUGGCUAUCCUGAGCUACUUAACCUACCGCCUGCUCAUAGGACACCUUCUCCAGUUUUAUCAGCUGAAGAGUAUUCCAGAGGUCGGGACCUCGUACCCCUUCAUUGGACACGCGCUGAUUCUGAAAAGAAAUUCUGGAGAUUUUUUCUGCCAACUGGUUGAGGCGACAGACGAGUUCCGUAGCUGUCCACUGUUGAAAGUAUGGCUCGGACCGGUCCCCAUGCUGAUGCUGUACCAUGCGGAAACGGUUGAGGCUCUUCUGAACAACUCAGUUCACAUGGACAAGGCCCACAUAUACAGCUUUCUUCACCCAUGGCUGGGCACAGGUUUACUUACAAGCCUCACCCAGCCCAAGAGACCAAGAGGUCAGACUAAGGCAAGCACCGGGCCUAAAUGGCGCCAGCGAAGAAAAAUGCUGACUCCUACCUUCCACUUCUCCAUCCUGUUGGAGUUCCUGGAGGUGAUGAACGAGCAGGCGGACAUCCUUGUGGAGAAGCUGGACAGGGAGGUGGGGGAGGGCUCCUUUGACUGCUUCCAAACCAUUACCCUGUGUGCGCUGGACAUCAUCUGUGAAACUGCAAUGGGGAAGAAAAUGUAUGCCCAAAGUAAUUCAGAAUCCCAUUAUGUCCAGAGUGUGUACAAGAUGAGUGACAUCAUCACGCGGAGGCAGAAGAUGCCCUGGUUCUGGUGGGACGUCAGCUACAACCUUUUCGGCGAGGGGCUGGAGCACAACCGGAGACUGAAGACCCUCCAUGAAGUCACCUCCAACGUGAUUCGUGAGAGGGCGGACCACCUCCGUUUGGAGGAGGAGGAGGAGGACUCUGACAGUGUUCCGGGGAACGGGACCAGGAAGAGGCGGGCCUUCCUUGACAUGCUCCUGAAGACGGAGGAUGAGGGAGGGAACAAGCUGACCCACAGGGAUAUCCAGGAGGAGGUGGACACCUUCAUGUUCGAGGGCCAUGACACGACCGCCGCCGCCAUGAACUGGGCCGUGCACCUGCUGGGUUCACACCCAGAGGUGCAGAGGAAGGUACAUCUGGAGCUCGAGGAGGUUUUCGGCGGGUCCAAACGAGCCAUUACCAUGGAGGACCUGAAGGAGCUCAAGUACCUGGACUGCGUCAUCAAGGAGUCCCUGAGGAUCUUCCCCUCAGUGCCCUUCUUCGCCCGGACACUCUGUGACGACAUCGUCAUUAACGGCUUCAAGGUGCCCAAAGGAGCCAACGCCCUCGUCCUGACCUACGCCCUCCACCGGGACCCCCGCUACUUCCCCAACCCCGAAGAAUUCCAGCCGGAGCGCUUCCUGCCAGAGAACUCUGUCGGCAGACCCCCAUACGCAUACAUACCCUUCUCUGCUGGCCUUCGGAACUGCAUCGGCCAGCGUUUUGCCAUGAUGGAGGAGAAAGUGGUUCUGGCGUCCAUCUUGCGCUCCUUCAACAUCGAGGCGUGUCAGAAACGGGAGGAGCUCCACCCCUUCGCAGAGCUAAUCCUGCGGCCAUCGAACGGCAUCCUCAUCAAGCUGGAGAGGAGGGAGUAGAUCUCUGGAAGUGAAACAAUUCAAUUGAUUCACAUGAUUCCUGAUAGAAUGCCCCCCUCCUCUCAAGCCUCACGAGCCCCCCCACCCCCAGGAGGGGGUCUUCAAGGAGCUGCAGGCGAGGAAGUGGUUCCCACGCUGCAGUGUUUCAAGUGCUAAUCCAGCUCAGUGUUGUCUACGUGCUAGGAGGGAUUUCCUAGGGGGGGGGGGGGGGUUAGAUUUUGAGUUUGAGUUAGAGUUUGUUGUCUGUAUUUGUGUGCAUUUGUGUAUGUGUGGAUUAGUGUACCUCUAUGUGUAGAUAUGGGAGUGAAUAUGUGUCUGUCUGUCUGUGUGUGCGCGUGUGUGUGUGGAUGCAUGCCCAUCUCACUGUGUAGACUGUGUUCUAAAAUGAUCACACUGCUUACAACAGAGCCACUAUCUUUGCACAGCAUAGCUGUGGGCCAGCAUGAGCAGUGGCGAAACACAGAAUCAAAACGUAUGGUUUGUUUUUGGCCACUACUUCAGAGAGCUGCAAGGUGGUGUUUAGCAGGCACUUACCUCGGUUGGACAAAACACAGUUAAAGCUAUGGGAGUUGCUAGAGUCUCGUUUGGAAUAUAAUAAAAAAAUAAUUGACAUCUAUUUUAAAACAAUAUGAUGGAUGUCAAUGGCUCACCAACUGCCCAGUAUCGGAUUUACAUCUUGGCAAAGACAAUGUCAACAAGUAACCUGGGGUCUUAACCAACCAGCCAAAUACUUGAAUAAUAAGCUGUUUGUAUACUGUGUUUCCCUGUCUCUGUACCUGUUACUGUAUAACUAUAACUAUUAACCGACUGCCAAGAAACGGAUAAGAGAGAAUAUUCCUCAUGAAGCAUUAGCAGCUGGGGAAAAAAAGGGUUUAAAUUAAACACACAAGAAGUUGACUCUUAUAGGAUUCUGCUUGUAUGAAGGCCUGGCAGUGAGGCCUAACGUUAGUCAGGCCCUUGGCGAUGUCAAUCCUGGCUGGCUAAAGGCUUGCUGUAGGCUAGGGGUUGGGGGAUCAAUGGUAUUGAAGCUACCCAAUGAAUAAUGCACAAAUAAAUUAUAAAUCUCUUGCGUAAUAAAGUAAUACUAUUAAGUAAUGAGAUCUCGUACAUGCUUCCUAAUGAGAAAAUGACCAUGCCUCGUCACAGUCUCCCCUUGACCUGUGUAACCUCAAGCGAUGACAUUUUCUGUCUCCUUUGUGUGUGUGCUUGACUGCGUCUGUGUGUUGGGUUUGGUCUCUUUUAUAAAUGGUAAGCUACG
Messenger RNA from Gadus morhua (Atlantic cod), 3399 nucleotides. RefSeq names its product cytochrome P450 4V2. Lineage: Eukaryota; Metazoa; Chordata; Actinopteri; Gadiformes; Gadidae. Gene Ontology annotation, molecular function: monooxygenase activity; heme binding; oxidoreductase activity, acting on paired donors, with incorporation or reduction of molecular oxygen. Bases 555 to 2141 code for a protein of 528 amino acids. The transcript has 13 exons. The record is from RefSeq and is a predicted model, not a curated record.